GAACAGGGGGAGUUUGGGAAAGAAUGUGUGGAAUUUAUUUCCUGUUGAGCAGCUCAGAGCAGCAGAGGAGACGGACUGGAACAUGAAGAACAAACUGAAGUUCUGUUCUGGAACAUGAAGAACAAACCGAGGUUCUGUUCUGGAACAUGAAGAACAAACCGAGGUUCUGCUCUGGAACAUGAAGAACAAACCGAGGUUCUGCUCUGGAACAUGAAGAACAAACUGUGACUCCUGCUGCUGGUUAAAGUCGGUUCUCCUGCAGGAACAUGGCUGAACCUCUGCUUAAGAGAACGUUCUCCAGGCUGAGAGGAAAAGACCGAACAAGGAGGAAGACCGACCCCAAACUGAACGAAGCUCCGGUCCUCCAGACUUCUUCUUCACCGUCGUCGCCGUCACUGAUGACAUCAUCCAGGACGGCCUACCCUGAUUCGCCGCCUCGUAACCACAUCACGGUCGCUAAGAAGCAGCAGUGGGCACGGCAGGGCUCUUUAGCUCCGCCCUCCUCCCUGCCAGCGAUGUCCCAGGAUGCACCUGGGCAGGUGUGGAGCCAGAGAGCAGCACAGCAGCAGACUCCUCAGUUUGGAGACUGGAGGAUCUCGUCUCAGCAGCCUGAAGCUCCGUCCCAGCGGGCCUACCUGCAGAGCCUGGACCGCAGCAGCCGGGCCUGGGUUCUGUCCUCAGGAAAGUCCCAGGCCUCAGACGAAGCUCUGGGCCCUCAGGAGGACAGCGGCAGCAACAUCUGGUACAACCCCAUCCCCGAAGAGGACGACAGCAGCGGGCCCCACCGGGACGAGGAUGUCUGGAGGAGGAAGGACCGCCAGCAGGAGGCGAGGCCAGCAGACGGUCCCCUGGAGGACACCAACCCAAGCAUCAGCCGCCAUGUUGAUGACAUCACAGCAGAAUGUCCAGACUCCCCGCCCUCUGACUCUAGCCCCGCCUCCCAGAAGAAAGGAGGCGUGUCUGGUAGUGUGAUUGACAGGCUGAGGUCUCCAGGUACGGUGAGGAAACUCUCCAUGAAGAUGAAGAAACUUCCUGAGCUGCGACGGAAACUCAGCCUCCGCUCGUCCUCUCGGGCCCAUCGCCAUGGAAAUGACGGCAGAGGGGGCGGCGACGAGGCGACCAAUAAAAGUGCAGCGCUGUCCAAUCAGAAUGUGAUCAGCAGAUAUCACCUGGAUAGCUCCGCCCCUCCAGGUCGACUGCUGCGACGAUCAUCCAGAGGACGCUCAGCCAGUAAAGGAGGGUAUCUCAGUGACGGCGACUCUCCUGAGUUGUUGCCACGGCAACAGGCUCCUCAAUGCCCCCAGGAGGCGACCUGCGACGUCACCUCAUUCCGGCUGUACGUUGGUUCUGACCCGCCACGAUGCAGCCAGAGAGUGACGGGUUUACUGACUGUCCACCUGCUGGGCCUGGAGGAGAUGAAGAGCAGCAGGUCGGAGGACAGUAAGGAAGUCUUCCUGGCCAUCCAGGUGGACGGUGUGACCAGAGCCCGGACUGCCCUGCUGACGCUGAGAGGCUCCGCCCUUUGCUUAAACCACACCUUCCACCUGGAGCUGGAGCGAGCCCGGCAGCUCCGCAUCGUGAUCCUGACACCAGGUCCACCAGCACCAGGACCCAGUAGACCAUCAGCAGAUCCUUCAGGAGGUCCAACCAGGAACAGAGUUUGCUGUCUGGGUGGAGUCUCCAUCCCGCCGCUCUUCAAAGGAAGUCGCAGUCAGCAGCUCUGUGUGAAGCUGGAACCCAGAGGACUUCUCUACGUCAAAUUGUCUCUGCAGGAAAAGUGGGACACUCAGCCCAGCGGGGAUUCUUCUACGCCUGCCAAUGUGUUUGGGGUAGAACUGCAACACCUGGUGGCGACAGAAGGAUCUGCAUCACCGGUGCCCCUCCUGAUCCAGAAGACUGUGGCAGAGAUAGAACGGCGAGGCCUGAAGGUUGUGGGUCUGUACAGACUGUGUGGUUCUGCUGCCGUGAAGAAGGAGCUCCGGGAUUGGUUUGAGAGGAACAGUUCAGCGGUGUGUCUGUCUGAAGACCUCUACCCCGACAUCAACGUCAUCACAGGUAUCCUGAAGGACUACCUGCGGGAACUGCCAUCCCCUCUCAUCACUAGAACUCUGUACCAGGUGGUCAGAGAGGCCAUGAAGCUUCGACCUCCACCUGCAGCACCUGCAGCACCUGCAGAACCGGACCCUGAACUGUCUCGGAGAACCGUGGAGCUGCUGGGCUGCCUGCCACCUCCAGAGAGGGCCACCCUGUCUCUGCUCCUGGACCACCUGAGCCUGGUGGCGUCCUUCAGCCCGUCCAACAGGAUGAACCACCAGAACCUGGCAGUGUGCUUCGGUCCGGUUCUGCUGACGCCGACCCAGGAGGCCUGGAGGGGGGGAGGAGGGGGAGGGCGGGGCGGGGGGCGGGGAAAGGCUCCGAUCAGCGAGGACGUCGUGAGCGCCGUGGACUUCAAACGGCACAUCGAGGCGCUGCACUACCUGCUGCAGCUUUGGCCAGUACCAACCCAUCAAGUCCCAGCGGACUACCACGGCGACGCCUCCCCUCCUCCCUCCCCAGCCCUCACCCACCAUCCCCCGGGGCAGCGUCCUGUCCUGCGAUUGGCUGAGGAGGCGGUGGUGUCACGGCGGGGGCGGGGCGGUCCCACCCGGCUGGAGAGCCCGCCGCCAAUCAAUCGGUACGCUGGAGACUGGAGCAUCUGCGGACGAGACCUGUUGUCGGGGCAGGACGCCGACUAUGACGAGGUGGCAGGAAGUGACAGCGAUGCAGGUAGCGGAGAUGAAGAUGAGGAUGAGGAAAAGAAGGGGGCAUGGUCAGGAGCCACAGGAGGUGGAGCUCUGUAUGUGGACGAGUUCCUGGAUUUUGAUGCUCCGUUCAACUGUCGACUCAGUCUGAAGGACUUCGACACUCUGAUCCACGAUCUGGACCGAGAGCUGGCAAAGCAGAUCAACAUCUGCCUGUAGGGGAGGAAGAGGAGGAACAUCUGGCUGUAGGAGAGUAAGAGAACGAAUGGGGAUGAUGAAGAUGAAGGAUCUGACUUGAGUUCAAAGUUGUCUCCGUUAAAUUUUAUCAGAUUUCCAAAGCAUUGCUUCGUCUCUUUCAGGCCCAACACUUUCCUGAACAUUCUCAAAGGAACAAAAUAAAAUCAGAAUAAAAAACAUGAAGUUCCUGCUAACCUCAGAUCAGCUGUUAAAACUCUCAGCAGUGUUUCCUUCAUGAGGAGGUUUUUCUCCUCAGAAUUCACCAAAAAAAAACCUGAGGAAACCUUCAGAUAGAGAGCAGAUGGUUUUCUAAAAGUUCAUUACAUGUUUGUUUCUUUCUCACGGUGAUUAGAACAUUUUAAAAAUUAUCAUCCCUCAUCUGAGAGAUUAAAAGAUUCAGUAGGAAAUGACCCAAACAUUUAUAAUAUAAAAGUUCUUCAAAGAACCCAAUUUAAAAUUGUAAAAUUAGUUUAAAUUUUUAAAAAAACUAUGAACAUAAAAUAUGUGUAUAAUUAGGAUAUAUCAUUCUGACAUCAUCACGAGAUUAGGAAAAUCAUUUAUGUAAUGAAAAAAGAUUUUUAAUCUCAUAUUUCUCAUAUAAUAAGUUUCAAAAUAAUGGGAAAUAACAUUUACAGCAGCUUUAAGAACCUUUUUCAGAAUGACAUCAGUCUCAUUUUACACCAGUUUUUAUCAGAUAACUGCAAAAUGUUUAAUUACCUCCUCAAGAACCAAAUGAAAAGGGAAAAAAAUGUUUUAAAGGAAACUAGUCUCUUUAUUAUCAGACAUUUCCUGAAUCAUCAGUCCGAAAAUAAAACUGUAAAAGUCACAACAGUAAACAUAGAAGAACAUUUUAAAUGAAAGAACAAACUAACAAACGUUCUAAAAUCCAUCAUCAACAGAAGAAUAUCUGAAGGUUCUCUCAGUUCCAGUCUCAGGACAAAGAGGUUCUGAAAUGUGUCGAUGUUUGCUCAUGAACUCACAACAAAUUUAUUUAUUCUUCUGAUCCAAAGGGAGCUGCAGCUCCGAAGUUAGAACUUCAUGAAGGAGGAGACGAGUUCUCAGAGGCGUCACUGCAGGAACCAGAACCUCAGAGGUUCUCCAGGGUUCCUGUCACAGCAGCCACCCUGCAGACUCACAGUGAAGGGAACUGAGUUCUGGUCAUCAGGGUCAGAUCACAGAGGAUCCAGUGGGUCCUGCUGGGUCCUUAGUUACAGUGGACCAUUGUGGACCAUGAAGGAGCUUCAAGAUCUCUGAAGAUCUCUGUAGAUCUGUAAAGAUCUCUGUAGAUCUCUGAAGAUCUCACUGGAUCUCUGUGGAUUUUGGUGUGUCCUGGUAGAUCUUGUGUCGGACUGUUUGCACUCUUGAAGCCAUAUUUUCACUCGUUGAAACUUAAAGUUGAAGUGAACAAACUGCAGAAAUCGCUGCUCGACUGCAUCUUGCUCGACCUGAACCAACCUGCAGUCCGGAUUCUGGUUCUGUUCUUGAUUCUGAUCGUGGUUCUGGUCCCAUCCAGAUUCUAGUCUUGGUUCUGGUCCAAGUCCUGGAGCAGUGUUUGAGGAGUGCGAUGUGAGCUGCAGUGUAGGGCUGGCCCGAAUAGUGGUUUCUGGCCUCCGAAUAUUCGGGCCCUAUUAAAGACGAAUACCCGGUACCCGGAUAUUCGUUCCGCCCCGUAACGUCCGACCGGGGGGGGGGGGGGGCGGCGACGGCGGAGACGGCCCGAAUAUUCGGAUCCGUUCGUCUGGUCUCCCGGGUCCACAUUUUGCCCUCCUUAAGUCUUCAGUUAAACUGAAGAAUUCCCAAACAGCGGAGGUCUUCAGUAUCUUGUCUUGUGUUUAUGCAACGAAGUGAAGCGUGACGUCAGAGUCGGCAGCAACCCGGACAUUCGGGUGGUGGAAAGAAACAUGAAUGGAGGAGCCGAGAUGAGACGAAGAACACGGCGGGAUGAGCCGAAGUGCAGGGGAGACAGUAACGCUGCAUAUUCUUUCCGCCCGGUGACGUCCGACGGCGGGGGGGGGGGGUGAAUAUUCGGAUACCAAAAUUAAUAUCCGGAUAGUGCCGUAGCGAACAAGUAUUCGGAUAUUUGGGAUAUUCGGGAUAUUCGGGUCCAGCCCUACUGCAGUGUAAUUCAGUUUUGUUGGUACAGAGCUGUGAGCAUUCUGAAGAUGUUCUGAAGAUGUUCUGACAGUGUUAUUUGUUUUGCACAGAUUCUAUAAGCACUUAUGUUUCUAUGGCGUUUCUAUGAUGUAACCAAAGUGUUGAAGCACAGAGUUCCUGUUGGAGCUGAGCACAGUCUGUUUUAUUACCAGCAGAAAAUAAACACAGUAUUAACACCA
Acanthochromis polyacanthus (spiny chromis) is the source of this 5311-nucleotide messenger RNA. Its product is annotated as rho GTPase-activating protein SYDE1. NCBI's taxonomy places the organism in Eukaryota, Metazoa, Chordata, Actinopteri, Pomacentridae. Gene Ontology annotation, biological process: signal transduction. The record is from RefSeq and is a predicted model, not a curated record.